AUGAUUGAUGGAGAUCGUUUGCUGACAGAAUAUCAACAGAAAUGCACUGAGCUUCAAUUUGCCGAACGAGAGAUCUCUGCUCUUCGUUGCCAAGUGGAGCAGAUGCUACAGAAAAUCCUGCCUCUGGAAAAGUGCCAGGAAGAGUUGGGUUCCUUGAAAGCAGAGUUGGAAGAGAAAAAGAGUUCUCUCAAGAUCUAUCGGGAGAGUCAACUGGAAUAUGAUAAAAUUAAAGAAGAAAUAGUAAACGGUGAUGCUGUGAGAAAGAAACUGGAAACCAAAGUGAAGAAACUUGAAGAGGCUGCAACAAAGCAUACACAGGACUUCAGACAACUGAAAACUGAAAAGAAAAGGCUUGAGAAGGAGCUAAAGAAGGCACAAGGAAAACUUGAUGGGGUACUUAAAGAGAAGUGCAGAAAAGUUAAGCAUGCAGAGACCCAGAGUUCAAGUGAAGAUCUUACCACAGAUAUAGACAAAGAAAAAAUAAAGCUUUUGUUAGAAGAACUCUGGACGUGCAUUGACAGUGCAACAGGAAGAAGAGAGAAUCAGGAGAAUGAUCCUGUAUCGGCUUCUGUUCAGGAUAAGGCAUGGCCUGAAAAAAGAAGACUGACUGUUACAGAAGAAACUGCACAAAUCCACCAGAAGAUCAGGAAGUGUGAUGGCAAAACACUACCUUGGUAUUCUUCACUAGAAAGUGCUGGAAAGCAAAAUUCUGUAACAGCCAUGCAACUUCAAGUGAGUACUGAGGCUUUUGGAGGUGACUGUCUUGAGAACAGGAAUACUGAAGAAUGUCUGCACAGUGGUGAAGAUAAAACUGUAGAUGUGAUAAUGCAGACAGAUGGGGCACACAGCAGUUCAGACUUCUCUGAUCAGGAGCAAAAGGGCCUGGGUGGAAAUGUGAUGGAUAUAUUGAAUUGGGCCAGGCCUCUCCCUGCUCUACUUUCUCCAGUACAGCUUUCACCACUAACUACACAGGAUAUAUUAUUUGGAGAAGUCACAGGUUCCAGUGACGAAGAAGUUGAUUGCAGUGUUUCUGUGGUGGAGGAUAUAUUACAAGAAGACCAAGUUCAGCCUCGGAGUUGUAAUGUAUUCAACCUCAAUGAGGAGUGUAACAGACAGAGCAAAUCAUGUGAGCAUGGUCUUGAUGCAGAAACCUCACAAAACCUGAGUUGGAAUGAAAAGAAUGUUCAUAUCGGUCCAAAGAUGUCAAGCGAGGAGGAGAGAGAUGCUGAAACAAAGCAAGCUGAAGCUGCUACUUUAAUUGCAAACAUGGAAACUAACAAAGUUUGUUUGGAGGAGAAUUCUGAGAAUAUGGAAACUGAGAAGAGAGAACUAACUGAAGCAACAGCACAUGAAUUGGAAGCAGUCGAAGAACACAAAGGAGAUAGUGAGGACAUGCACAGUGAAGAGGGAGGUUCUUCAGCUGAUUUUAUGUUACACAGUUUCAAGCCUCAGACGGAAAAAUGUAGUGAGGUAAAGCAAACAGAGGAGAAUGUAAUCUUAACUGGAGCUGUUGAUUAUGAAGGUACACAUGAAAAGCAUAGUGAAUUAAUGAAAGCAGAAAGAGGUGGAUUAUCAGGGGAGAGAGAAACUCCCAGGACUGUGUCUGUUCCCCAAAAUGUUACUCAUUUGCCACCUGGGCAAUGCAUUGUGCUUCGAAGUGAAGAUUCUGAGGAGAAAUCUGAUAUGUUGAUACAGAAUGAAGUGGUUGAAAAUGAAUCAAAAAAUGUAAUCAAAGUAACUAGUAUGGCAAGUGAUGUAGGGGAAAACAUAAAACGAGUGAUAAUUGGAGAGGAAACAACAGCUGCAAUACAGAUGAAAGGACUUUAUGUAGAGGCAAAUAAUGAGAGCGAGCUCUCUGAAAAUUUAUUGUCUGAUUUCAGUAGUUCAAAGUCCUUCUGUGAAGUGGAGUGUCCUAAAGACCUAAUGAUACAGCGUGAUGGGGAUGGAAUAAUUAUGGAGACUGAAGCAGACACUGGAGCUAUUGAGAUCUCUGGACACUCUCAGUGCUCUGACAUAAAACGUGACAGUGAAAAGAUACUGGAGAAACAAUGUGUGCAAACAAUAAAAGAUGAAGUGGACAGAGAAUGGGAACCAGAGAAAGUCUCUAGGCAUUACUUAACUGUAUCUGCUGUUGAAGGAAUCAGAAAGUCAUUGCCUACAGAUGAUGUAGACAAAAAUGUAGGUAUGGAGCGGACUGCUUUGUCAGCCUCUCCGAAAGAUGAUGAACAGCUCAAAAUUGAAGACAGGUAUAUAACCAGUCCUGAGAUUACUGAACUAGCCAUGAAAUGUAACAGAGAAAGUGUUCUAGAAAUAGCUGAAUCAUCAGAGCUACUCCAUAGUGAAGAAAAUGGAAAAUUAGUAGAUAUAAAGGAGGGGGAAUAUUUAAAAGGCAAACCACACCAGGAAGAAAAUAGUAGUAAUUUAUUGCAAGGGAAGUCAGACUUGGAAAGUAUGCUUGCACUACCAAAGACAGCAUGCAUUAGUGAUGCAGAAAGCAGUGUAGCUAAGUGUGAAUCCUUCAUGUUAGAUUUUACAGAAAUAAAAGGUGAAAUAAAACAACCUGAAAACCUGUGUAGUACAUUAGAACAUGGGUUGUCCAAAACUCAAAACUUUAGAGUGUUUGAACCUCAAGAGACUGAAUUCAAAGUUAAUCCAGAAGACUUUGGAGAGGAAAGCGGUGAGUUGUUAGAAAGAGUGGACGCCACUGAAUCUGUCUUAGUAGAAAGUAAUCUUACUUCUCAGGAACAGUUUGCAAAACCUCUGACUCAGUUCUUGGUAACUGAAAAUGUUAAAUGUGAUGAAAUAAAAGGGGAAUUAAAUAAAGAAAGGAAGGAAUUGGUGACUGAGACUUGUUCCGGUUCGUUUAACUGGGAAGAGAAUGUUGUGAAGAAAAAUAAUAUUUCAGAGAUCACCUGCCAGCCUACUUCAGAAACGGAUUUUAAUAGUGGCUUGGCUUUUUCUACUCAAGGGGACUUGGAGGUGGGCUGUAUAAAAACUGAAGAAAUACAUUCUUCUGUGCAAGUGGGAAUUGGCUUGGAAUCCACGAUGCCUCCUGAUCUAAAUUUCAGUCUUCAGCAAGUUGUCAGUUUUGUUGAAACUAGUUGCACUGAAAAGGCUACUUUUUCCUGUACAUGGAAUAACAAAGGAGAUAAAAAUUGGAUUACGGGUAAUGCAUUUAACUAUUCUUCAGAAAGCUUGGAAGAGGGUGCUGAGAUCCUGUCUGCUGAAAAAGACAGCAUGUGCAAAGAACUGGACUGCCCUGAGGGGGAAUACAUACACAAAAAUGAAGUGAAAAUUCCAGAUGAGAAGGAGCAGCCAACAGAUAAAGAACCUCAGGUAUCUGUUAAAUCACAGAUCCUGGAUGCAAACUAUUAUAAUAAGAAUACUUUUCUUCUCCAAAAGUUUGAUUGUCAAGAAUCAGGAUGCAGGACUUCUACGUGGGAGGCUAGAACAGAUCCUUCUAGGACCAGUUCACUAACAGCUGGGGGAGAAAGCAAAGAAUUAAAUAGUUUUGAGGCAUCUGGGAAAAAUGCCAUAAAAAGGUGUAAAAAUUAUUUUGAUAUGCCAGAGCAGAGCAUUGAAUCUGAAGAGAAAGACUGUUCUAUAGAAAAAGUUAGAUAUGUGAAAUGUUCUGAGUGUGUUCCCAUGUUCGGAAAGGAACUGAGCGCUUCUAGCGGAAUUGCAGUGGGUGCUCUGGAAACUGGUGCAAUUGUUGAUGCUGAUUACCAAGUAUGUGAACAUCAUUCAACAAUGCACCCUGGAAAUACUUUGACAGUUAGUCAUCUAAAAGCAGACUCUACGGUGGAUACGGAUACACACUGUGAAACAAACACCUCUCCCGAUACCGCAAAUGAAUUGUCAAAUGUGGCUGGGGAGGGUUAUCCUAAAGACUUAGCCUCUUGGAAAAGAGAGUGUAUAUUAGUAACCUCUGAAAAUACGGAGGGUGCUAAUGAAUGCAUGGUAGAUUCUAACAGAGCUGGAUGCAUCAAUGACAGUGAGGAAAGUGUGUUAAAAGCUGGGACAUCAAAAGAAAGCCCUGUGAUGCCAAAUGCUUCAAAAAAUAGGUUACCACUAUGCCAGAUGUUAACCAGAUUCUCAGAAACUUGCAGACUGGCUGUAAAAAACAGUAAAGUAAAUACAAGAAUAUUAGCACUUGGCAAGUUCUUAGAAGAAAAUGAUUCUGAAAAUCUUCAGUCAAAUGUGGACCAAAGUCUACUACAUGGUAUUGAUAUGGGGGUCUCAGUGUUUGAAAAAUACAAUCAAACUUGCACUGCUUGCAACAUAGGAGAAAACAGCACUGAUGUUAUCCUUGAUGCUAGCGGUAGAAAAAAAAAUUUUGUUGAGUAUCUUUCAAAUCCAGCCCUAUGUGAUGUAGACUGCAAUUGUCAGACAGUUAGGCAGCCUUCUGAGCCACAGAAAACAGUAUUUGAGAAGCUAUGUGUGUUGGAGUCUGAGUCUUGUGUCGAUGUUGCUCUCAAAGAGAGCAACAAAUUGAAGUGCAACGAGCAGGAACCAUCUGAAAUCUUGCCUGUUUCAACCAAGACAGAUGCCCAAGUAAUGCAUGCCAAGCUAUCAAAGAGGUUGUUUCAAGGUAAAAGAAAAACAAAGACUCUCAAAGUUAAACUAACUCAGCCAGUUCUUGCAAAUGCUGAUACUUCUAUGCCAACAAAAUGUUCAUCCGAGACUAUAAAUAAAAUCAGGCAAGAGAUGGGUCUUCCUCUGCCCCCCUUGCUGCUGCCUUUGAUUGCUACUCCUCCAAAAGCUGCAUGUGCCAUAUCCCCAGUAAUGUCUUCUACUGGUCGAUCAUCUUUGUUUUCCCCUCUCGAUGACCUAAUAUCCCCACUACGUGAAACUCCUGUUCCCCCCCUCAUGUCUCCAUUAACAGAUACUCCAACAGCAAAAUCUGCUCUUUUAUUUUCUCCUCCCUCACCCUCAGAAAUAGCAGUAGGUAGAAGGAUUCGCUCCUCACCUUUGAAAUUUUGUACUUCCAUUCCAAAGCAUGCACUUCCUGUCCCAGGAAGAUUUCCUCUGUUUGCAGCGGAUAGUGCGGCUCCAGGUACCACUCAGGAGAACUCUGUGAAAAUCUUGGACACUAUGUAUCCAGAGCUGUCUGCAAGGGCCAGGACACUAAACAUUCUGAAAGGCAACAUUCAUCUUAACCGAUGUGCUUUUUCAGAAAGCCAAAGUUUGCCAGGACCUGUGGCUCAAAUAGGUGGGUUCAAAGCAAUUGCAUCUGCAUCAACUGCUUUUGUUAAAACUGGGAGCAAUUUCAAAUCUGAUAGUAGCAAAGAUCAAGACAAAGAUGUGCAAAAUCAGCAGUUGUUUUCAAGCUUAUCAGAUCAUCCUGAAAAACGAACACUGUUGCCAAUAUCUAUGCCAAGAAGUGCAAAAAGACUGAGGUUGGACAGUGAACCACCAAAGCAGGAGCCAAAUGAUACUGCUGCUACCAGAAAUAGUAAAAAUACAAUCUCUGAAAUGCAGGAGACUUUCCAUGACAAAAGCUGUGAAAUCAGUGAUUCAGCACACAGUUCCAGUUUAGAAGCAUCACUACCAGUAAAGAAGGUUAUUGAUCCUGACUGCCAGAAGGUUUCUUUAGCAUUGAAGAAAAUUGCUGAAUCCUGUUUUGACUUGUUACCAGUUAUUAAAGGUCACGUGUAUGUUGGCAAUAUCUCGAAGAUUCCAAUACUGAGAGAUGAAGAGAAAGAAGUUAUCUAUGAAUUUGGCAUAAAAAACAAG
Molecule: messenger RNA, 5736 nt
Organism: Pelecanus crispus (Dalmatian pelican)
Lineage: Eukaryota; Metazoa; Chordata; Aves; Pelecaniformes; Pelecanidae
Source: RefSeq, a predicted model, not a curated record